ACUUACACACCGCUUUACUUUUAAAGAAACUCAGAAGAAUGAACCAAACACUUGGACUACUUUGGGAAAGUUAGUUGUAUUAAACAUCUUUCUAGAAAAGUAUAAUUUAGAAGCUUCUCCUCCCGGUGCGGUGAGUCUCGGAGCUGGUUCAGGAUCAUGGAAGAACUGGCCCGGGAGAGCAUCAGCCUGCUGGCCCGGUCUGCGUCUCAUGCGGACCCGCCGCGGCUCGGCUCGAUCGGCGCGGUGUUCAUCAUGCUGAAGUCUGCGCUGGGAGCCGGACUGCUCAACUUCCCCUGGGCUUUCCAGAAGGCGGGGGGAGUGAAAUCUGCCAUCAGCGUGGAGCUGGUUUCACUGGUUUUCCUCAUCAGUGGUUUGGUCAUCCUCGGCUAUGCCUCAUUGGUCAGCAGACAGAAGACUUAUCAGGACGUGGUGAGUGAGGUGUGUGGACGAGCUGUGGGUCAACUCUGUGAAGUCUGUUUCUGCUUCAACCUCUUCAUGAUAAGCGUCGCCUUCCUGGUGGUGGUGCAGGACCAGCUGGAGAAAUUGUGUAUUUCUUUAUAUGAGACGGUGACUGGGUCCAGUGAGGGAGAGAUGCCGUAUCACUGGUACACAGACCAGCGAUUUGCCCUCUUCAUCAUGUGCCUCGUCAUCAUCCUACCCCUGUCCAUCUCUAAAGAAAUCGGCAUCCAGAAAUACACAAGUGUGUUGGGGACGCUGGCUGCUACAUAUCUGUGUGUGGCAGUGAUCGUCAAAUAUUGCCUGAUGGAGAGCCACGCUGUUAUAAUAAUUCCAGAGCACAGCCAAGGUGUCAGUUCGUGGGCUUCAGUGUUCAGUGUCGUGCCGACCAUCUGCUUUGGCUUCCAGUGUCAUGAAGCCAGUAUAGCAAUCUACAGCAGCAUGGAGAACCAGAAGCUCUCCCACUGGGUGGUCAUCUCUGUGCUCUCCAUGUUUUUCUGUCUCCUCAUCUACACUCUGACCGGUGUGUACGGCUUCAUGACGUUUGGACGAGCUGUUGCCUCAGAUAUUUUGAUGUCAUAUCCAGGAAAUGAUGUGGUCAUGAUCAUUUCCAGACUACUUUUUGGAAUAUCAAUUAUCACUAUCUAUCCUAUUCUUCUUCUUCUGGGGAGAUCUGUCAUCCUGAACCUGAUGCUGCGCGUUCAAAGACGUCGUCAGGGAAUCGUCACUCAUUCGUUUGAGAGUCGCUGCAGAGUCGUUCUCACUGUUAUCUGGAUCACCGUCACUCUUCUCAUCGCCAUGUUUGUCCCCGACAUGGGUGAGGUCAUCAGUGUCAUUGGAGGAAUCAGCGCCUUCUUCAUCUUUAUUUUUCCUGGUCUGUGCUUAGUGUUCAUAAUGCAAACUGAGUCUGUGACUCCAAGAGUCAGGGUGAUUUUAACAGUUUGGGGAGUCAUAACUAUUGUAGUUGGAGCCUUCAUCUUCGGACAGAGCACAACCAUCGCUGUCAUGGAGCUUUUCCAAAAAUUCUGAAUUUCACACCAUCAUCACCACUAUCUGCAGCAGCUGCUUCACUGUGACUCCAGAGCGUUUUGUGAGGCUCAACUCUUUUGUGCACAACUGAAACUUGCAUUUGUAAAGGUGGUUUUUAGUUGUAUAUAUGAUUCUUAUCAAGGUCAUCCAUGACCUGGAUAUAAAAUAUAGUUGCUAUGUGAGAAUGUAAUCAUUUUUUUGUGUGAUGCAUACAUAUUGGAUUUAAAUGCACAAUUAUAUAGUGUCAAAGAGAAGAAUGCCAAAAUGCAUUGUUAGGUAUUUAAUUGUUUAGCAUGUGCAGAAAAAUAUUUAUGUUUGAAUAUAUGUCUCUGUUUUACUAUUUUAUUUGGUAUGCCAAUAAUUUACCUACAAUAUUAAAUGAGAAUCACAAAGUGUUGCCUCUUUGAGUCUUCAAUUGUACUUGCAAACGCUGCCAGGGGGCAGCAUCGCACUACUGAGGCAUUAUAUAUUUAUCUGCGUUGUCACUCAUUCAUAUAUGAGUGGAACUGCAUAAAUACGGCAACACAGAUAACAGAAAAAAACAGUUCUUAUCAUUGUUAUUAUGGUCCCACGGAUCAUUUUGACAACUUAGCAAGACAAUAUUCUUCUUUAAUGUAAACAGAUGGAUUUUAUGCCCUUGAAAUGCAUGUUUACAUCUACCAGAUGAUAAUGUGAGUGAAUAUUAUUAAGAUUUUUUUCUUUUAAGUACAUGAUUCUUAUCCUUCCUCUGCAUUUUUCCAUUCUCUCUCCCCACUGACCUCCAUGUGGCCUGAAUCAUAAGAGUGAUAUAAAUCUGCAGCUUUCAUUGAGCACAGAUUGAUGGCUGAGGUAUGAUGAA
Molecule: messenger RNA, 2323 nt
Organism: Siniperca chuatsi (mandarin fish)
Lineage: Eukaryota; Metazoa; Chordata; Actinopteri; Centrarchiformes; Sinipercidae
Gene: slc38a8b
Product: solute carrier family 38 member 8b
Exons: 10
Coding region: 157-1485 (442 amino acids)
Biological process (GO): amino acid transmembrane transport
Molecular function (GO): amino acid transmembrane transporter activity
Source: RefSeq, a predicted model, not a curated record